Molecule: messenger RNA, 1170 nt
Organism: Akanthomyces muscarius
Lineage: Eukaryota; Fungi; Ascomycota; Sordariomycetes; Hypocreales; Cordycipitaceae
Exons: 3
Coding region: 1-1170 (389 amino acids)
Biological process (GO): proteolysis
Molecular function (GO): serine-type endopeptidase activity
Source: RefSeq, a predicted model, not a curated record
AUGCGUCUGUCUCUGCUUCUGACCAUUUUGCCCGUUGUCCUCGGUGCGCCGACGGUCAAGCGCGACGAGCCUGCUCCUCUGCACGCCGCCAAGGCGGGCGGCAAGGUGAUUCCCGGCAAGUACAUUGUCAAGUACAAGGAGGGCAGCACGCUCGCCACGCCCGAGGGCCGCAUGGGCAUCAUGGCCGACCAGGCCGACCACGUCUACAGCGACGUGAUGCACGGCUUUGCCGGCUCUCUCGACAAGGCCGCCCUCAAGGAGCUCCGCAACCACCCCGAUGUCGAGUACAUUGAGCAGGACAGCAUCAUCAGCCUCUCGGGCUACACCACCCAGCAAAACGCCGUCUGGGGCCUCACGCGCAUCUCGCACAAGCGCAACGGCGCCAGCGGGUACACGUACGACACGAGCGCCGGCGCGGGCACCUGCGUGUACGUGCUCGACACGGGCGUCGACGCCUCGCACCCGGACUUUGGCGGCCGCGCCAAGCAGAUCAAGAGCUUCAUCAGCGGGCAGAACAGCGACGGCCACGGCCACGGCACCCACUGCUCCGGCACCAUCGGCAGCACCACGUACGGCGUCGCCAAGAAGACCAACGUCUACGGCGUCAAGGUCCUCGACAACCAGGGCUCCGGCGCCUACUCGGGCAUCAUCGCCGGCAUGGACUACGUCGUCUCCGACUCGCGCAACCGCCAGUGCCCCAAGGGCGUCUUUGCCAGCAUGAGCCUCGGCGGCGGCUACUCGGCCGCCAUCAACGACGCCGCCGCCAAGCUCGUCAGCAACGGCGUCUUCCUGGCCGUCGCCGCCGGCAACGAGAACCAGGACGCCAACAACGUCUCCCCUGCUUCCGAGCGGAGCGCUUGCACCGUCGGCGCCUCCACGGCCCAGGACGCCCGCGCCAGCUUCUCCAACUACGGCAGCGUCGUCGACAUCUUUGCCCCCGGUGCCAACAUUCUCUCUCUCGCCCCCGGCGGUGGCACUGCUACCAUGUCUGGCACCUCCAUGGCUACUCCUCACAUUGCUGGUCUCGCUGCUUACAUUGCCGGUCUCGAGGGUGGCUCCGGCGGUCAGAUCUGCGGCCGCCUCCAGCAGCUCGCCACCCGCAACGUCCUCAGCGGCAUUCCCGGCGGCACCAUCAACGCGCUUGCCUUCAACGGCAACCCCUCUGGCUAA